Molecule: messenger RNA, 978 nt
Organism: Electrophorus electricus (electric eel)
Lineage: Eukaryota; Metazoa; Chordata; Actinopteri; Gymnotiformes; Gymnotidae
Source: RefSeq, a predicted model, not a curated record
AUGCAAGAGUGUGAGCCCUCUCUCUGCCUCUCCGUAUACGCCAUCACGUUCAUUACUGGCUUCCCCUCCAACGUUCUGGCCUUUUACACGUUUGGCCGUAAGGUGUGGAAAAAGCCCGCACCCAUCGACAUCCUCCUCCUCAACCUCACCAUCUCUGACCUGCUCUUCUUGGUCUUCUUGCCAUUUAAGAUGCAGGAGGUGGCCAACGGCAUGAUUUGGGAUAUGCCCUAUUUCCUGUGUCCGCUGUUCGGAUUCGUCUUCUACAUGACCAUCUACAACAGCACCUUUUUCCUGACGGCUGUGAGUGUGGAACGCUACUUGGGAGUGGCCUAUCCGAUCCGCCACUCGCUGUGGCGCCGGCCCAUCUACGCCGUGGUUGCCAGCAUCUUCCUCUGGAUGCUGUCCUUCCUCCACCUCAGCAUCGUUUACAUCAUGCCCUACUACGACCCGGCCGGGAUCAUCUCGCCGCCGAGGAACGUGUGCUACGAGGAGUUCUCUGAGGCUCAGCUGCACAUCCUGCUUCCUGUGCGGCUGGAGCUGUGCGUCGUGCUCUUCUGCAUCCCACUCCUCAUCUGCUGCUUCUGCUAUGCGGGCUUCGUGCGCGUCCUCUCCCGCCUGCCCAACAUCGGGCGCCGGCGCCGGAUGCGGGCAAUAGGGCUGGCCGUGGGAACGCUGCUGGUGUUUGCCAUCUGUUUCGGGCCCUACAACCUCUCGCAUGUGGUGGGCUAUGUGAUGGGCAAGAGCCCUGGCUGGAGGGACCAGGCAUUGCUGCUCAGCACCUUCAAUGCCUGCCUGGACCCGCUCAUCUUCUACCUGUCCUCAGCCGCCGUUCGCCGGGCACUGGGCAACAUGGCACGGGGUGUCCAGAGUAAGUUGAAGGCGGGGAUCUGUGCCCGAAACCACCAGAGACCCAGGGAGAGCCCUGACGAGACUGUGAAAAGCCCAUUCCCCAAACCAGCUGAGAUCAAUGCCUUCUGA